This is a messenger RNA of Penicillium chermesinum, 1788 nucleotides long. RefSeq lists its product as uncharacterized. The record is from RefSeq and is a predicted model, not a curated record. Gene Ontology annotation, molecular function: high-affinity potassium ion transmembrane transporter activity. NCBI's taxonomy places the organism in Eukaryota, Fungi, Ascomycota, Eurotiomycetes, Eurotiales, Aspergillaceae. The coding region runs from base 1 to 1788 and encodes 595 amino acids. Gene Ontology annotation, cellular component: plasma membrane. The transcript has 8 exons. Gene Ontology annotation, biological process: potassium ion import across plasma membrane; intracellular potassium ion homeostasis.
AUGGCCAUCCUCGCCAGAUGGGGAUUUCGCGCUCUCCACGUUAUCUAUUUUCUGGCCACAUGUAUGAUCAGCAGUGUCAUAUUCUAUCUGCUGUCCCCGGCGCCACGGACUCCCGGCUAUGUCGACUCGUUGUUCAUGUGCAUUAGCGCCAUGACAGGGACCGGACUUACAACAGUCACCGAGUCCAAGCUCAAUGUGCCCCAGCAGGUAAUGCUGUUUUGUCUUCUCCUCAUGGGCCACGCGAUUCCCAUUUCGGCAGUCGCUCUUUGGUUUCGCAGAGAGACUUGUGGGGACAAGCUCCGGGUCAUUGCCAGUAUCGAUGGAAUCGCGUAUGGUAACCAGGAAACGGGCUCCCUCCAGCUUCCACAAUGGGAAGGCAAGACGAAAGUUGAUGUCGCGAUAGCCCCAAGUGUCGAUGGGGCACAUGGGACUCCAUCAACUUCUGGAACAGCCCAGUUCACCACGAAGGCUUCACGUCAAGAAAAAUAUGCCUCGGGAACUAUGCCAGUGACGAAACGUGUUCUGCACCAACUCAAAACUCUGCAGAAGGGCUUUCGGAAGUACCUCCAGGGCUCGAUUUUGUCUCCGAAAGCCCAGCCAGCUUCGGUUGAGUACAAAGCACUGUCGAUCUUGACGUUGACUGUGGCUAUCUACUGGAUCACAAUACUAUCUAUAGGUAUUUUGGUCAUGGGGAGCUGGUUCCAAUGGCGUCGUCCUGACGUUCCACAUGCUGAUGGUGUUGCUCCUUUCUGGGCGGGUGCAUUCACAGCAACAUCAGCAUUUGUCAAUUGCGGAAUGACGCUCUCCAGCAAUGACUUGAUACCUUUGCAAAAUGAGCCGUUUCCACUUUGCUUCCUCGGUAUUCUGAUCCUCGCUGGAUGUACACUGUAUCCGUGUUUCCUGCGAGGGGUGCUUUUCACGGCAAGAUGGUUCUUGCCAGAGAACUCCGAGAGGUGGCAAUCUUCUAGGGACGCGCUAGACUAUAUUCUCAUAUGCCCAGAGAGGGUAUACCACAUGCUUUACCCUACCCCUCAUACAUUCUUCUUGUUGGGGUCUGUCAUUGUUCUGAAUGGAAUCAACUGGGUAUCUUUCGAGCUUCUAGCCACUGGAGCCAGAGAUACCAAAGCAAUUCGCGCUCUCGAUGGACUCUUCCAAUCACUCGCAAUUCGUGGAGGCGGAUUCGCGGUGGUAGACUUUUUAAAGCUCCCUCAGUCAAUGAUGGUCCUAUAUGCUUUCAUGAUGUACAUUUCGCCAUUUCCAUUACGCAUUGCAACCCAGAGCAUCAUUACCAUGAAAGAAGCCGAGUUACCGAAAACCGAGAAAAUCAGCCAUAGCCUGGUGGCCAAAACGCGAAAAUACGGAAAGCAAAUCUCCAAUCUCGCGCGCGUCGCUUUUAUAUGGGAUCAGAUUCGGUCACAGUUUACGAAGGACAUCAUGUGCGUCACCGUCGCUGUUUUCUCCCUAACAAUCCUCGAAUCCGAUAAAUACGAGGCCCAGCCGCUGUCUUUCUCUACAUUCAACAUCAUUUUCGAGGUGAUUUCGGCAUACAGCUGCAUUGGAAUCAGUGUCGGAUUUCCAGUCACGGGUCACUCAUUCUGUGGUGAGCUACGCCCUGCGAGUAAGUUGAUCUUGUCAGUGAUGUCCUUGAUCGGAAGACACCGAGAUCUGCCUAAGGCCGAAUGCGCGGGAUCACGGGUUUGCAACUCGUUGGGAUGGGAUGCGACAUCCGUGCAGAAAGCCAAGAUGAUUCAAUUAGGAUCAAUAGAAAAGGACAGUUCCAUGGUUUGA